GUUCACAUACAUCAAAAUCAAAAUCAAAAUCAAAAAUCGUCUUCAACUGUGAUAGAGUUUGUAAUUUUUGUAGUACAUCAUCAUCAAUUUGAAUCUGGACUCUGCAAACCCUAACCCUACCCCCUCAUUCUCUCUCUCUCUCUCUCUCUCUCUCUCUGGAUUUCAGAUUAUACAUACAUACAUAUAUAUGCUGCCUAUAUAGAGAGAGAAGCAUUUCUGCAGAAUUCUGAGCUGCAACCGCACAUUCUCUCUCUCUCUCUCUAAACCUAUCUAUCCUGAGAGAGCACUGUCACUGCUGAACAAAUUGAAUUGAUAAAUCUUCAAUUCAAAUCCAGAAACAUCAAGAUCUCUACGAAUUCAACGAUUCUUCGUGUGUUAUAUGUGUGUUCUCAUUCAUGGUCACCAUGGGAGCUGAGAAGAAAUGGCUCUUCGCGCUCUUCUCCGCCGCAUUCGUCUCUCUCAUGCUCUUCCUCUCAUUGAUCUCCGGCUUCAGCGCCUCCUUCUACACCUACAGCUUCCACCGCCCUUUCGCCUCCACCAUUCGCUGCGGCUCCGGUUACCCUCCGGCCUUCGCUUACUACAUCUCCGGCGGCGCCGGCGACGGAGACAGAAUAUUCCGGCUGUUGCUGGCGGUGUACCACCCCAGGAACCGCUAUUUGCUGCACAUUGGGGCGGAAGGUUCGGACAAUGAGAGGCGGAAAUUGGUCGGGUUGAUUAGGUCUGUGCCGGCGAUUAGGGCUUUUGGGAAUGUGGAUGUGGUCGGGAAGCCUGAUCCGGCCACGUAUAUGGGCUCCACGAACAUUGCGGCGGUGUUGCACGCCGCGGCGGUGCUGUUGAAGGUUGAUGGUGGUUGGGAUUGGUUUAUUUCGUUGAGUGCAUUGGAUUAUCCUUUACUUACUCAAGAUGAUUUGUCCCAUGUGUUCUCCUCCAUCCAGAGAGACCUCAAUUUCAUUGAUCACACAAGUGAUCUUGGAUGGAAAGAGGCUCAAAGGGUUCACCCAAUUGUGGUUGAUCCAGGGCUUUACUUGGCAAGGAGGACCCAAAUCUUUCAUGCCACAGAGAAACGACCAACACCUGAUGCUUUUAGAGUUUUUACAGGUUCUCCAUGGAUUGUCUUAAGCCGAGGUUUUCUUGAAUUCUGUAUUCUUGGAUGGGAUAAUCUCCCUCGCAUCCUUCUAAUGUAUUUUAAUAAUGCAAUUUUACCCCAAGAAGUGUAUUUCCAUUCUGUCAUUUGCAACUCACCUGAUUUCAAGAACACAACUGUUAACAGUGAUCUAAGAUACAUGAUCUGGGACAAUCCCCCCAAGAUGGAACCCCACUUUCUCAAUACGUUAGAUUACAAUCAGAUGGUUCAAAGCGGAGCUGCUUUUGGAAGACAGUUUCAUAAAGACGAUCCAGUGCUGGACAUGGUUGAUGAGAACAUCCUCAAGCGUGGCCGUAACCGAGCUGCCCCGGGGGCCUGGUGCACUGGCCGGAAGAGCUGGUGGAUGGAUCCAUGUUCACAAUGGGGUGAUGUCAAUGUCUUGAAGCCAGGGCCUCAAGCCAAGAAAUUUCAGGAGUCCAUGACUGGACUUCUUGAUGACAUCAAUACACAGUCGAAUCAAUGCAAGUGAAAAUGUACGAACUCGAGGACCGUCCAAGAAUUGACGAAAUUGGAUGUGCAUCUGAGAUGUUGGCUGGUUAGAACGACAAUCUUUCCGUUGACAUGCAUAUAUUGGUCUAUACACCUAUUUUUUUGUGGGGUUCUGGUUAGAGGCUUAUUUGGUGCUGUGUAUUGAGGGGUUAGAAUUGGAGGACCGUCUUGAAUUGGUUAAGAGUUUUUUGGGCUGUAUUGUUGGGGGCUAGAAUUUAUUGUAGAGGCCACUGGCAAGAGUCUUCACUGAAUAAGAGGGAUCACCGGUCUUUGUAGUGCCAUCAAUACUGUUGUUGGCAUUUUCUACCUCUCCUCGCAGCUUGCCAAUUGACACAGUUUAAAUGUUGAGGACGGGUGUCAUUCUUUAAAUUUCAAAAAAUUUGUUGUAUUUGUUUUAAUUCCUUUCCUUGCUGUCUCAUCUACAGUAGACACAUUAUUUCAGAUGGCUGAUAUGUUUAUAUAUGUGAAGGAUAGUUUUUAGGGAAACACUAAAAACUAUUUAAUGCUCUUGAAGCG
Messenger RNA from Camellia sinensis, 2149 nucleotides. RefSeq names its product Core-2/I-branching beta-1,6-N-acetylglucosaminyltransferase family protein. Gene Ontology annotation, molecular function: glucuronosyltransferase activity. Gene Ontology annotation, cellular component: membrane. NCBI's taxonomy places the organism in Eukaryota, Viridiplantae, Streptophyta, Magnoliopsida, Ericales, Theaceae. The record is from RefSeq and is a predicted model, not a curated record.